UCUCUCUCUCUGUUUUGUUUAUCUCUUACAUCCUCGGACUCUCCUACUAACCCAAAAAAAGAAACGUGAAUUUUUUCCCUUGCCAUAUCUAAUAAACACCAUUUUUUUUUUUUAUAUAUAUUUUGUUGAAGUCUCAUGGGCUAUAGCACUAUGUACACCUGUCUUCUCAUUUUGUUGUCUCAUAUAUAAAGCUGUAACAAUACAAGAUCCUUGCUUCUUUUUUUUCUCACUCUUCAAAAAUAAAAAAUUUCAUUUUUUGGUAAGAGAGUUUUGUUUUAAUGGCAAAUGCAUCUGGGUUCUUUAGUCCUUCAGUUCCAAGCCUCAGAGGGAAGAUUAAGCCUUCAAUAGGGGUUAUUGGAUCUGGGAUUUGGUCCACUCAAAGAAUCUCAAAGAGAGUGGUGUGUUCCAGCACCAUUGAAGGCUCAGAGAAGAUUUCCUCUUCUCAAUCUCAACUGCCAAGGCUUGUCAGUAAGGGCUGCAAAUUAGUUGGAUGUGGCUCAGCAUUACCAAGUCUUCAGAUUUCAAACAAUGACCUUGCAAAAAUAGUUGAUACUUCUGAUGAAUGGAUAUCUGUUCGCACUGGCAUUCGUAAUAGACGAGUUAUUACAGGAAAAGAUAGCUUGAUUACUCUAUCAGCAGAGGCAGCAAGUAAAGCUCUUCAGAUGGCAGGGGUUGACCCUGAUGAUUUGGACCUAGUCUUGAUGUGCACUUCUACGCCAGAAGAUCUUUUUGGUAGUGCUCCUCAGGUCCAAAAGGCUCUGGGCUGCAAAAGAAAUCCCUUGGCUUAUGAUAUUACAGCUGCAUGUAGUGGAUUUGUGCUUGGUCUAGUCUCUGCUGCUUGCCACAUUAGGGGAGGUGGAUUUAAGAAUGUAUUGGUUAUUGGUGCUGAUACUCUUUCUCGGUUUGUUGACUGGACGGAUAGAGGAACUUGUAUUCUCUUUGGGGAUGCUGCUGGUGCUGUAGUCGUACAGGCCUGUGAUAUUGAGGAUGAUGGUCUUUUUAGUUUUGAUGUGAACAGCGAUGGUGAAGGUGGAAGACAUUUAAACGCCUCCAUCAAAGAUAAUGAAGUUGAUCAUGCAGUGGGUUCUAAUGGCUCAGUUUUAGACUUUCCUCCCAAACGCCAUGCCAACUUUCCCUGCAUUCACAUGAAUGGAAAAGAGGUUUUCCGCUUUGCUGUUAGAUGUGUGCCCCAGUCUAUAGAGUCUGCUCUUGAAAAGGCUGGUCUCACUGGUUCGAGCAUUGACUGGUUACUGCUCCACCAGGCAAAUCAAAGGAUCAUUGAUGCGGUGGCAACACGCUUAGAAGUCCCGCCGGAAAGGAUCAUAUCAAAUUUGGCUAAUUAUGGUAACACGAGUGCUGCUUCCAUUCCAUUGGCAUUGGAUGAAGCCGUCAGAAGUGGGAAGGUGAAAUCAGGCCAUACUAUUGCAACUGCAGGCUUUGGAGCCGGUUUAACUUGGGGUUCUGCAAUCAUCAGAUGGGGGUGAAAUGUUACACUUCCAACCAAUAACCGUACAGAAGAGAAUAGAGACUUCCCUGUACCGUGCAGUUCCCCAGUUCUCCCAUCGAGUUCCAUGUGUAUUUUGCAAUUUGAUUGUCAUCUUUUUGUUGCUUUUAGUUUUUGCACGUGCUAUAAAUUUUCUUCAAUUAAUUUCCCCUUUGUACCAUUGUUCUUUCUCUUGAAUUUCCAGUGACUGUUGACAACCA
Molecule: messenger RNA, 1704 nt
Organism: Populus euphratica (Euphrates poplar)
Lineage: Eukaryota; Viridiplantae; Streptophyta; Magnoliopsida; Malpighiales; Salicaceae
Product: 3-ketoacyl-acyl carrier protein synthase III
Exons: 8
Coding region: 279-1484 (401 amino acids)
Biological process (GO): fatty acid biosynthetic process
Cellular component (GO): chloroplast
Molecular function (GO): 3-oxoacyl-[acyl-carrier-protein] synthase activity
Source: RefSeq, a predicted model, not a curated record